Messenger RNA from Lathyrus oleraceus (garden pea), 742 nucleotides. RefSeq lists its product as uncharacterized. The transcript is spliced from 3 exons. Lineage: Eukaryota; Viridiplantae; Streptophyta; Magnoliopsida; Fabales; Fabaceae. The record is from RefSeq and is a predicted model, not a curated record. The coding region runs from base 128 to 406 and encodes 92 amino acids.
AUAUUUUAAAAAUCUGAAAUCCAAUUCAGCUCCAUAAACUUAAAAUUGAAUGAAUUUGCAGAAGAUCCAUUACGGGAAGGGAAGAAGUAGAUAGUGUAGCUCUGUUAGAGUGACAGAUUGAAGUGAAAUGGUGAAAGUAAGCAAAGAGGUUAUGCAAAAAGCGGCGACACUACUCUCCGAUUUCCUCGUUUGUCCUCUCUCCAAACAACCCCUCAGGGUUUGCGAGGAAUCAAAUUCCCUUAUCAGUGAUGCUAUUGCCGUUUCAUUUCCCAUAAAGAAUGGGAUACCUUGCUUGGUUCCAAGAGAUGGGAAGAUACUUGAGGAAGAAGAUGAAGAUGCAUCAAAACCAGAUAAUGAUGCCAAUUUAUAUGCAGGAAAUGAAGAUGAUAAGGGAAGAAGUUCCUAAGAGGAUGAUCUGUGUGAGACGCUUAUGGUUUGAUAUUUAGUUUCACAGGGAUUAUGUUGCCCUCCCCUCACUCUUCCUCGCGUCUCUUUCUCCACAUAAUGAUCAAAUUCUCUGUGAACACGCUGUUGAUAGAAUUGUGUGUGACAGAGAAGUUAUCUUUUAACACUCCCAGGAGGACUGAAGUAUGAUUCUUCCUUCUUUGAAAAUAUUUAUGAAAAUAAAUCUCAGUUUCCCCUUCCCCUUCACUGGUUGAAUAUUUUAUCCAAGCUGAGUGACUGAUUUGUAUCUCUUGGACCUCUCUCUUUAACUUAACGAUGAUUCGAAGUUUAAACUUCA